GCUAGAUAACCUUUGGACAACUGAGAGUUUGGUCAUCUGCUAGGUUCCAAACCUGCUAAAGUUCUGGAUUAUGCACUUGACCCACUGUUUGAGUUUCAUGGUCACCAUGGGAGCUUAAUGUUCCUACCGCAAAAAGGCCGUCCUCUCGCCUCCUGCUGUGAGAAUCUCUUCCCUAGUCUGCAACUUCCUUCCCGCGCCUUCCCCCUGACAGCUACUCCACGCUCAGUAUCAGCGACUUGCCACUUUGGCCUCUACACAGUUUUAUCUCUUGGUUUCGACUUUGUCGCUACUGGCAGAACUGCGAAAAUGCACUGCUGCUCCAAAAUCACCCUUGUUGCUCUUGCUCUCGUCUCUGUUGCCAAAUGAGCUACUGCAGCCCCGGCUCUUAGGAUGGGCAUGGGUGGAAGUAAGAACAAUGAGAAUGUGUCUAUACUUUAGGUAAACCUCGCUGCUCUGAUGACGCACAAUGCGGCCCUGCCUUCAGGAUGGAGGCUGCUGCUCUGCUAAAUGCCAGCGGGAGUAUCUGAUCUUUGGGAAGAUUCGUUGCGUCCGGCCCAAGUGAUUUACAUCACUUAUUCCCUUUUCUUAUUCUUAAUGUUGCUAUUUACGUGUAUGAUGUUUUAAAUUACUUCCUCUUGUGGUUUCUUAAAUAUAUAAGAAAACAAACCUGUAUUCGCG
Aspergillus versicolor CBS 583.65 is the source of this 678-nucleotide messenger RNA. RefSeq lists its product as uncharacterized. The transcript has 2 exons. NCBI's taxonomy places the organism in Eukaryota, Fungi, Ascomycota, Eurotiomycetes, Eurotiales, Aspergillaceae. The coding region runs from base 118 to 366 and encodes 82 amino acids. The record is from RefSeq and is a predicted model, not a curated record.